GGACUCUCCCCUUCCUAAGUCGUCGGAAGGGCUGCGGAGGCCCGAGAGGGAGCGCGCGAGGCGGUUGCAGCCGCGUCCAGUAAAGGCUCCCUCGCCGCGCGCCCAGGGCAAUCGCUUGCUUGCUUAUUUUCAUUAUUUUAUUUUGCAAACGAUCCGGGACUUUUUCGACACGCGUUGGCGAGGAUCAUGGGGACGCCGGCAGAUCUGCAAGACGGGCUCCAGCUUUGAGCAAGCAGCUUGCAGGGAAGUAGCAACUCCCCCCCCCCCACCUCCCCCGCGCAGCAUCCCCGCCGGUUGGGGAGAGCGGUGCGGGCCUCCCAUGGCUGGGAUUCCCGAAGAGGACGACGUGCCCCUCAUCUUGACCUUAGAGGAGACCAGAAGCCGGAGGGCCGAGCCGGAGGGGGUCCCCAACGAAAAUGGAGGCAACUAUGAUGGGGUCCAUGAUCUGUCCAGCCCGGCGACUGGAGAUAGCUACCCUCAGUGGAAUCAUGGAAGGCAAAACUGGGAAAUGAAUUAUCAGGAGGCUGCAAUCUACUUACAGGAAGGAGAGAACAACGAUAAGUUUGUCACUCAUCCCAAGGAUGCCAAAGCUCUUGCUUCCUACCUCUUUGUCCACAACCAUCUCUUUUAUCUCAUGGAGCUCACCACGGCACUCUUGCUGCUGAUGCUGUCCCUCUGCGAAGCCCCCGCAGUUGCCAUAUUCCGCCUCGGCAUUUACGUCCAUGCCACCCUGGAGCUGUUUGCAUUGGCCGUUGUGGUGUUUGAGCUCUCCAUGAAAUUAAGAUGGCUGGGCUGCCAUACCUACAUCCGGCACAAAAGGACCAUGGUCAAGACCUGUGUCCUGCUCCUGCAGUUGGUAGAAGCGGUUGUGGUGUUGGUGCGCCAGACGUCCCACCUUCGGAUCACACGAGCCUUGCGCUGCAUCUUCCUGGUGGACUGUCGUUACUGUGGAGCUGUGCGAAGAAACCUGCGCCAGAUUUUCCAGUCUUUGCCUCCGUUCAUUGAUAUUCUCCUCCUUUUACUCUUCUUCAUGGUCAUCUUUGCUAUCCUGGGAUUUUAUUUGUUCUCUCCAAACAAAUCUGACCCUUAUUUCAACACUUUGGAGAACAGCCUGGUGAACCUUUUUGUUCUUCUGACAACUGCCAAUUUCCCUGACGUGAUGAUGCCUUCUUAUUCCCGAAACCCAUGGUCCUGUGUGUUUUUCAUUGUGUACCUUUCCAUUGAGUUGUACUUCAUUAUGAAUUUGCUCCUUGCUGUUGUCUUUGAUACAUUCAGUGACAUUGAAAAAAUGAAAUUCCGAUCGCUGCUGCUUCACAAGCGCAUGGCCGUCCAGCAUGCCUACCGUCUGCUGGUUAGUAAGCAGAGACCCUCUGGGAUUGCUUUCAAGCAGUUUGACGGCCUGAUGCGCUUCUAUGCGCCCCGGAUGAGCGUUCGGGACCGUUAUCUUACUUUCAAAGCACUGAGUCAAAGCAAUACCCCUUUACUCAGUUUGAAGGAAAUGUAUAGUUUCUACGAAGUUGUUGGCUUAAAAUGGAAGGCAAAAAGGAACCGCGAGCAUUGGUUUGAUGAUCUUCCAGGAACAGCUUUCCUUAUUUUUAAAGGUAUUAACAUAUUAGUGAAUUCUCGGACCUUCCAGUACGGCAUGUAUAUUCUGGUGGCGGUGAACGGCCUCUGGAUUCUAGUGGAAACCUUCAUGUUGCGAGAUGGAAUCUUUUCUCGAGAUGUCCCUUGGAGUUACAUCGUCUUCCUUACGAUCUAUGGAGUUGAAGUGCUGCUGAAGAUCACAGGACUGGGGCCUAAAGAGUACCUCUCUUCUGGCUGGAACCUCUUUGAUUUCGCUGUCACGUUGUUCGCCUUCUUGGGUCUGCUGGCGCUCGCGUUCGAUAUGGAGCCAUUCUAUUUCAUUGUCGUUCUGCGGCCUCUGCAGUUGCUGAGGCUGUUUAAACUGAAGAAACGUUACCGGAAUGUCUUGGAUACCAUGUUUGAGCUUCUUCCCAGGAUGGCCAGCCUAGGCUUAACUCUACUCAUCUUCUAUUACUGUUUUGCCAUUGUGGGCAUGGAAUUCUUCUCAGGAAAACUCUACCCCAACUGUUGUAACACCAGCACAGUGGCCGAUGCCUUUCGCUGGGUCAACCGCACCAUUGGGAACAAGACCGUGAUGGAACAAGGCUACUACUAUCUCAACAACUUCGACAACAUUUUGAACAGUUUCGUGACCCUGUUUGAGUUGACUGUAGUCAAUGAUUGGUACAUUGUCAUGGAAGGAGUGACCUCAGAGACUUCUCACUGGAGCCGUCUUUAUUUCAUGAUUUUCUACAUUGUGACCAUGGUGGUGAUGACAAUCAUUGUAGCUUUUAUCCUGGAGGCCUUUGUAUUCCGCAUGAAUUACACCCGCAAGAAUCAGGAUUCAGAAGCAGAAGACAGUGGGAUUGUGUUUGAGCGGGAGGUCUCCAAGGAAGAAAUUGUGACUGUCGCCGAGUUAUACGGGAGGCAUGGGAACACCUUGGCAGCUAGUCAACUCCUCAAGGUCAUUUCCCAAAUGGAUCGGCACCGGCAAACCUCCAUGCUGUUCUUGGGCCGGCGGUCGAGGACCAAAAGUGACUUAAGUAUGAAAAUGUAUGAGGAAGAGAUACAGGAAUGGUAUGAAGAGUAUUCCAGGAGAGAAGAACGGCAGCUUCCUUGGCACGAAGAUGAUGAAUUGCUCAACCAGGCCUUUCACCCUCCUGGCCUCCGGCAGCGUUCGCAAACAAUCAUCUAAGCUUUGCUUCUCGAAAACAGGUUCUCCUAUGCAUUCAGCCUGGGCUUGGCGACACAGUGGCAACUACCAGCCUCCCCUCAAUCAGAUUUUUUUUUGUUAAUGUCCCUAACCUCUUGAGACUUCAAGCCAGGAUGCUGACAUCUUGUGAGAAGUUGACCAUUUUUUAUUAUUAUUAUUAUUAUUAUUAUUAUUAUUAUUAUUAUUAUUAUUAUUAUUAUUUUAAAUUUAAGCCUUUUCCUUUCUUUUGGCAUCUGCAUUACUGCAUGGGGGCAUCUGGAGGGACUCUUGACCUUGCAGUAAUGUUGCGAUGCAGGACUAAUGCACAGUCCUGCCUGGCCAAAGGACAGCUGGACUUUCUUUUGGAGAAAACCUGUGGGUUUUGUUCUUGUGGCUGCUGUGUUCUUUUGCAGACCAGUUGCUGUGUGAGAACUGUCAGAUGCACUGGCCCAGAGGGCUGGGAUCUGGCCCGUUUGCGAGCAAAGAUGUCAAGCGGGAUUAAGUAUCGGGUGUACAUCUCAGCAUGUGCCUCGUGUAUCUUUCUUCAGGCACUUCUUCUGAUGGGCUGGAAAUGGCAGAAAAGCUGGCCAAGUCCCCUAGAUUGCUCUCUCUGCAUUCGUAAUGCACUAAGUACAGUUGGGUGAAGUAGUAUAUCCCACACUUAUUUUCCCCACCCUUUGUAGCUCAUCAGCAACUACAAAGACUGCUAGUGCUCCAGUGAUUGCUUGCCAGGUUUUACCAAAAUGUAGCAAGGGUCUUUGGCAUGUAACAGGACCUAGGGCCAACUUGGGCUCAGAGUAUCUUCCUAAUGGAAAUGGAUUCCUGGUUCAGCGAGAGCCUGAAUGUGCAUAAGACUCUUUCGCGCUCACGUGCUCACAGACGUUACCCUAUGUUAGCAUCGUGAUUCUUUCACUUUCUGGGAUCUGGAAACCUGAAAUGGUACCUUCCUGGAGCCAUUAACAGUUACAGCCCAGAAGGCAACCCUGCCAAUAGGCAUUGUAUUAAAUCCUGAAGCCGCCCUGCCUAAUAGGUGUACUAAAGCAAUAAUUCUUCGGCAGAAAAUACAAAUGCGAUCCAGGGAUUGGUGUCCGUCAGGUUUUGUUGCUGAUUCUCUCCUGUAGGAAGUCCUUAGUCUGUUUCCAGGCUUUGGGGCUCCUGGAAAGCCUCUUCCUCACAAGAGGAACAAACAAGUGGAUUUAUAUAUGUUUUUAUCUUUUGAUUUGGAAUAGGAACCUUGGCAACGCGCAAUGCUUGUCUUAAAAUACGAAGAAGCAUUACGCUCAUCCAGGUCUGUCUCUGGCUAUUACUUUAACCUGGAUGGCAAAUUAGCGGGGGUAAUCUUCCUUGGCAACUUAUAAGCAGAAAAAACUAGGGUUUUUUUUUUCUUUUUCCCUUGUCCCUUCUGUACUUAGGAUCGCAAGCCUAGGACAACUAGCAAACUUUGCUUUCUUGUGUCUGCUAACUCUCUGGCAUGGCAUUACCUAGUUAAAAACAGCAGGUGUGUUUCCAUGCUAAAUGGACAACUAGAGAAGGGUUGGCUCUGAAUAAGCUAAGCUAUUUUCCACUUGUUGGAGAGAGGAAUGGCUCAUCUUAACUCAAAGCCAGUCUCCAAAAAGGGGAUGGGUUUGAAAUAAGCAGUCACCAGAAGUGAAACUUUCCCGGCCUUGCUUACUCCGUGCUGGUACCUCCCAAUGUCCUGAGUUACAUUAAUGGCCAGGGAAGAUUGUAGUUGUAGUCUAACAUCACCGGAGGACACCAAGUUGAGGAAAUGAAAGUUCCUGCACCCGUGAUCACUGAUGUUCUUUCUUGUUUUCUUCCUAAGAAGAAUGAGGAUAUUUUGUAAGGUAGAUAUCCACAAUUUAGAUGACCUCCGGGUGUAUAGACUUCAACUCCCAGAAUCCCCAGUGCCUGCCAUGCUAUAGGACAACUCUGGGAGUUUAAGUCCACCCAGCUGGAGUUUAUCCAGAUUGAAGAAGGUUGCCUUAAGGUCCUUAGAAGAGAGAAGGGGCAUCUUAAGAAAAAUACUGUAGGUUCAACAGGGCAUUAGUGUUGUCAGUUCAGGGAAGGUCUUCCUUCCUGCUACAUCAAUCAGGUUUGUUAUUCCUUUAAAAAAGGAGUAGGUUUGCAAAGCUGAACAGAUGGGAUGUUUUCUAGUGGCAAUUCAUUAGGGAUAUGCUGUGUUUUGGCUCCGAAGCAAAAACGGAAUUUCAGAAUGGGUAGGGACAUCCAGAUCACGCCUGUCUAUAUAUGUGAAAGAGGUGACUUUUCCGGGGUUGCAGAAUAAUUGCAUCUUCCCUGGGAAAUAGAAAUUUAAAUGAGGGAGGCGCUGUGUAUGUAUAUGCAUACUCAAAGCAUCUUACUGUACCCCAUCAGCCCUUUCUAACACACAGUUUUCCUGGGAAAUUUUUCCUGAGAUUGUGUGGUGGUGGUGGUGGUGGUGGUGCCAGGAAAGGCACAGCUUCUUUAAGGAGGUGCUGACGCGUGCAGGACGCCCGACAACUCUGAAGCAUGCUUUCAGCUUUGGAUCUGAAGCACCGCAAAGCCUUGCAGUAGGUUCUCAGUUUAGUAUUUUUUUAAACAGGAGCCCGGGUAAGACUUACCUUACUUACCGACCGUUUUGGUGGUGUCACUGAGCAGAAAUGAAUGCUGACCGCCUUUACGAUUUGGAUUUGUUUUGCUUGCCAGUCAAUGACCCAAACCUGGUGUGCACGUGGGGCACAUUUUGCACACUGUGCACACCCAGGCUAGUUGACAGGAGCCUGCUUGGCACCAUCUAGCCCAUCUUUUGCACAGUUCUUUGAUCAUCGUCCAUAGCUAAGCAGGUUGUCAAAACCUAGAACAGUGUUUCUCAACCUUGGCAACUUUAAGAUGGGUGGACUUCAAUCCCCAGAAGCUAUGCUGGCUGAGGAAUUCUGGGAGUUGAAGUCCACCCAUCUUAAAGUUGCCAAGGUUGAGAAAUGCUGACCUAGAGCAAUGCCUUUUUUAGUUAGCAUCAAUCAAGAUUUGAAGCUUAAUUCCAUUAUUCAAAUAGUAGUUUCUGCUAACUGGAAGAAUAGUUAUAGCCAGUCUGGAUGCACUACAGGAAAGUCACAAAUCAGCAUAAAAUAUUCACUUUAUCAGCCUGGACAGUAAACAGUGGACUAUAGUUUCAAUUUUCCUUAUUCCACAUGGCGUUAGAGAUGCUGGCAACUUAAUCCCAGGCAUUUGUAGAAUAGACUUUUUUUUUUGAUGUUUUUGUUAUUUUUGUUCUUGUUUAUUUUUGUUCUCGUUUAUUAAAUAAGCUAAAAAUAAUUUCAGAAAUUUCUUUCUUCUGAGUAUCUUGGAAGGAAAACAAACUUGGAAAGAAUGCAGGGAUUUAUUCCUUCCUAAAUACCCUUCUCUGCUCUUAACUCCAAAGACAAUCAUUCAUAGGGGAUGAAACACAUGAUGGGUUUUGGAUACUGGGAAAUUUGUAUAGCCAUUAUAACAAUGUCUGAAGCAGUAUUAUAUAGAUGUUUACAGCACAUUUAAUAAACCUUUUUAAACCUUU
Candoia aspera is the source of this 6284-nucleotide messenger RNA. RefSeq names its product two pore segment channel 1 (gene TPCN1). Gene Ontology annotation, molecular function: monoatomic ion channel activity; voltage-gated channel activity. NCBI's taxonomy places the organism in Eukaryota, Metazoa, Chordata, Lepidosauria, Squamata, Candoiidae. The record is from RefSeq and is a predicted model, not a curated record. Bases 320 to 2758 code for a protein of 812 amino acids. Gene Ontology annotation, biological process: monoatomic ion transport; transmembrane transport. The transcript has 27 exons. Gene Ontology annotation, cellular component: endosome membrane; lysosomal membrane.